Messenger RNA from Suillus subalutaceus, 756 nucleotides. RefSeq names its product mitochondrial import inner membrane translocase subunit TIM22. The transcript has 4 exons. The record is from RefSeq and is a predicted model, not a curated record. Bases 29 to 577 code for a protein of 182 amino acids. Gene Ontology annotation, biological process: protein insertion into mitochondrial inner membrane. Gene Ontology annotation, cellular component: TIM22 mitochondrial import inner membrane insertion complex. Lineage: Eukaryota; Fungi; Basidiomycota; Agaricomycetes; Boletales; Suillaceae. Gene Ontology annotation, molecular function: transmembrane protein transporter activity.
AAGAGAAAAGGUUUAUUUGCAAGCAACCAUGAGCUUCCCACUGGUCGCUCCAAUGUUUCCUGCGGGGAGGGAACCCCUUCCUCCAGGAAUGACAGAGGACGACCGUGCUCAGUUACUCGAAACCAAAAAGUACCAAGGGUGGAUGACCAUGGGCAUGGAAUCUUGUGCGGCAAAGACGGUUAUUGCUGGUGUCGGCGGUCUCGGAAUUGGCGCAUUCUUCUCUCUUAUGUCCUCAUCGUUUGCGUACGAGGAUCCUUUGCUACGGCAAUCCACGCAAGCUGGCAUGAACAACACUCAGAAGGCCCGUGAAAUCUUCAAGGAAAUGGGUAGAGGGAUGUGGAAAAGCGGAAAGGGCUUUGGAAAAGUUGGAGCAUUGUUUGCCGGAAUAGAAUGUGUGAUUGAAGGCUACCGAGCGAAGAAUGACAUGGUAAAUCCGAUUGCUGCAGGCUUCGUUGCCGGAGGUGUACUUGCGCGAAAUUCGGGACCUAAAGCUGCUCUUGGUGGUGGAUUGGCAUUUGCUGCAUUCUCUGCAGCCAUAGAUUUGUUCUUACGGAGGGAACCGUCAGACGACGACUGAGUCGUUAUACAUAUUAUGACAUUAGAUCAUUAUUCCUUGCAUUUGGAAUUAAUAUUAAUAUGCGAUUCCAUGCGUGAAGCUUGUCAGUAGGAUCUAGAUUAUGUAUGUGAUUGCGUCAUCCAUCGUUCCCUUGUUUCCUUGUUGAUGCGGACGGGUACACAGAAUGUAUAUAGAUCACG